This is a messenger RNA of Neolamprologus brichardi, 4247 nucleotides long. The record is from RefSeq and is a predicted model, not a curated record. NCBI's taxonomy places the organism in Eukaryota, Metazoa, Chordata, Actinopteri, Cichliformes, Cichlidae.
GUGGGCAGUUGCACUUGCACGUGCAUGUAGGAUACUCAACAGAAAACAACGUCCUGGAAGUCUGGAGGCGCGUCUUCUGUGGCAUCCAGAUUACUCCCAUCUGGUGCAAACCCGGUGCGCGCCGCUGCUGCCUCUUAUUCCAGGACUAAUUUCAGUCAGCGCUUUGAACCCCGAGCGCACUGCGCUGUGGCGGAGUGUAAGUGAGUGCGUUUAGUUCGAACUUGGAGCCUGAAUACGGUUUAUAUUUUAACAACGCCAAACACAAAGUAUUUUGGCCAUUUCUGUUCAGCAAGAGGACUUAGAAGUAGGAUCGCACCAUGGAUACGGUCGGCGACUCUAUCGGAGAAAGUAAGCCGGUGUGCCAGUGUACCCCCAAGUCCCGGAGCCAGCGAUGGGUGCCAGGUUUCCCCAUCGCUCUGUGCUUGCUGAUGUCGAUGAGCUCCAUCACCGUGUGUCUUCUGAUGAGCUUGAAGACCUAUCAGCUGGAGAACCGACUGCAGAUGGAGUUGGACAAGGCGUCCAUCUUCCAACACCCGAAAAGGGCGUUCGUAAACGAGGAUGGGACCCUACUUUCAGAGUUGAGCACCCCAAUAGGAAAGCUCGUGGAAGAGAAAGUGGUAGCUCUGACGCCAAAAGUGCGGCCAGCGAGGGAUGUUGGCCAAGAGUGCUCCUGUCCUCCAGGGCCUCCAGGAAAACGUGGAAGGAUGGGAAGAAGAGGGGAACCUGGGCUUCCUGGCAAGGCUGGACGGGAUGGAUACCCGGGUCCACUUGGCUUAGAUGGCAAACCAGGUCCACCAGGUCUGAAGGGAAGCCAGGGACCAUCCGGACCCAAGGGAGAAAAGGGUGACCAAGGAGACAUUGGGCCAAGGAUGGUUUUCCCCAGAACUGACCACGGCUUUCUCUCUCGAGAGCCGACCAACAGCUUUCAGAGACUCUUUCUGAAGGGUGAUCAGGGUCAGGCUGGACCUGCUGGUCCUCCCGGUCCCCCAGGUCCUCCAGGUCCCCGUGGCCCCCCUGGGAACACUGGAAAAGAUGGACCUCGUGGUCUUCCCGGAGAGCCAGGUUUUCCUGGUCGCGAUGGAGCUGAGGGGCCACAGGGACUGCCUGGGAAGCCGGGAGAAGAUGGGCAACCUGGUUAUCCAGGACAACAGGGUCACCCGGGGGAAAAGGGCGAGCCUGGGAGUGCAGAAAAAGGAGAGCGAGGCAUGGAUGGACUUCCAGGAUUAAAGGGUGACAAAGGAGAAAGAGGAGAGCAAGGACUACAGGGAGCCAUGGGUUUUCCUGGUGAGAAGGGCACCCCGGGUGCUUCAGACAUCAUCGACUUCAAUGGGAAGCUUCUAGAUGCUUUGCAGGCCAUCAACACCAUCAGUGUUUCGGGGCCACCUGGACCACCAGGACCACCAGGACCUCCAGGGGAAAAGGGUGAGCUCGGGUUACCUGGACCAGCAGGAGUUGACGGGGAGAAGGGACCCGAAGGUGACAUGGGUGAGACAGGACCUCCCGGCAUGAGAGGAGAGAAAGGCGAGAUGGGUCUCUCUGGGCCUACUGGUAUGGAUGGACAGAAAGGAGAAAAAGGCGACUGCAGACUAGAUGACAACUUGGUUCAGAUGAUUUCCCAGCCAGGCCCACCUGGCCCACCAGGCCCACCGGGAGUACCUGGGCACCCUGGAUCCAUGGGGCUGCAUGGAAUGCCUGGUCCUAAGGGUGAACCAGGAGUGGGGAUAAAGGGAGAGAAGGGAGACAGUGGUCCUCCUGGAUCCAGAGGAUCAGAUGGCCUCCAAGGUCCACCUGGGUCUCCGGGCUUAGUGGGCCUUCCUGGUGCCAAGGGAGAGAAAGGAAGACUAGGAGAGCCUGGACUUGAUGGUUUCCCAGGCCUGAGGGGAGAAAAAGGUGAUCGAGGCGAAAAAGGAGACAAGGGUGACAGAGGAACAGUAGGGAAGAGAGGUCUAAAGGGCCAGAAGGGUGAACAAGGUCCUCCGGGUCUGGACCAGCCUUGUCCUGUGGGGUGCGAUGAGUCUAAAGAGCAGUCUGUGAAGGCAGCGGUUUCUUCUCCUGCAACUCCUCCUCUUCCUCCUUCUGGCCCUGAGGGCCCCUGUCCUCUGGGACGUGACGGGCUACCCAUACCGGGCUGCUGGCACAAAUGAUUACUAACCAGCAGCAUGGAAUCUGUACAUAUUGAUGUGGUAUAUAUUGCAACAGAAUACUAUGCCAACAACCCCACUCCCUUUUUUUCCUUUUUUAUAAAAUCCUAUUAUAUAAUAUAUUGAGACUUUGAGAACAAGGACAUAUUUGGGUCUACAGUAUUAAAAAAAAAAAGUUUAAACUCGAGAUCCGGUGUUGUUGUUGUGAAAGCAGCCGUGCUUUUGAAGAGACUGACGUGACGUGGCCGUGAGACUCUUAGUUUGGAGGACAGUCCAGAUGCCAUUGUUGGAGUAGAGGAGUGCCUAACUAACAAAGCCUGCCUUGUUGCCUGAUUGUCGUGUGCGCACUCGUCCAUUCUCACAGGAUGGAUGGAUGCUUGGAGAGAUGGACGUUGUUUCGCGGCGGAUGCAAGAGUGUGUUGUCAGUACUCUCUUGUCCUCUCUCUGUUUUUGUUUUGAAAGGAGGAAAUGGCAAGGCAGAAGCUCAAACGCAAGCGUCUCUCUCAGCCCUGAAACGGUGUGGGGCCCAGAUGGAGUAAGGACACGUAGACACGCAGAAAUCACAAGGGGCUGAUUUGCUUUUUGCAGCAGAGCCGGCCAUGUAAUGCCCCUGUGUCAAACCGAACUCUCACAUCCUCCGACAUGGAAUCUCUCCAAGAGGACGCAAACACUGCGUUUCCACAUUCACCUCAGAGGGAAAGAUGAACCUGCUUCUGAUGUUUUGUAAAGGCUUGAGGUUUUCUGAGAGUCAAUGAUGUCACUGGCACAUAAGGAAGGAUUUUCUGUGCAGAUAGUUUGAACAUGUUAUGGUGAUCUCUUAAAUUAAUCUUAAGUCAGUAAGUAAGUUUUCACUAAUGCAUGAUCAUAACAGUUUUGUAUAACAUGCUAUCAGCUUGUAUGACUUGUGGUCCCUCAUUGAAACCUCAAAGUGCAUCGAUUUUUACAUACAAUAAGCAUUUUUUAAAUGAACAAGCCACUCAGAAAUGUUAGUCCACUUUUUUACGGCUGACGUUUAUGAUGACUUGUGCCGUUUUGUUUUAUUAUGGUAUAUUUUUACCUAUCGCCAGUCUCAUUUUUGCAUUCCUGUGCAUUACCAUGAUUGUGAGAUGACUAGGUAGUGAAACUUUAAGGUCAGAUUUGAAGGAACCAUUAACAGUAUUCAUGAUAAACCAGUGUUUCAGUUGCUUGACAAAUGAUUGCCAAUCUUGAUGCGUUUUGACUGAUUGUUAUAGUUUAGUCACAGAAAGAAAAGAAAAGAUGUUUAAUUACUGCUGCCAGUCUUUCCUGGACAACAGUAGAAGUCCUUGCUGCUGACUUAAAUGUUUGUUGUUUGUUAGAUAGCUUUGAAUCAAUAUUAGUCAUGGAAUGCAGGACUAACGCUCUAAAGAAGAAACCUUUAAUCAAACAUGCACACAGCAGUUGUUUUGGCGGUAGUUUCUUUUUCAUUCAGCAACAUCUCAGCACAGUGGUUCUAAAGUCUUUGCAGUCAGAUGACUUCAACUAGUUUGUUGUGGUUUUUGUAAUACAUUUUCCUCAGACUUACUCAUUUAUUGGUGCUUAAAUACUUUUGUGUACUGUUCAAAUAAAACACAGACACGCACAAAUGCACACCUUUUAAAGAACUGUAAAACAAAUGGUGAAAUGGUAAUCUGUGUUGACUUGGACACUAUACACAGGACUGAUAAUGCAUAGGAUCAAUAUAUGCAAACAUAUACGUAUUAAUGGAAAGUGAUGAUAUUUGUAAUGCAGUAUUACUAUUACUCAGUAAUGAUCUUUUUGAAAGGCAAAAUACAUUUUCAGGUUAAUCAUUUUUGGCAAUCUACCGGUUACACUGGUUAGUUGUCUUCAGUACUAUUAACCCAUCACCACAGAGGCUGCUAAACAUUUUCAACUAAUGCUGUAAUAUUUCAAAUGGAUUUUAUAUUACAACAGUACAUUUGUAAUGCUGACUUUCUUGUAAUUAUAAAUAUCUUAAUGUCCUAUAACCAGGCUCACGUUAUGUUCGAGUAUGGUUUAGGCUGCAGAUCCAGUAAUUAACAAAUUUAUUAGACUACCUGUCAUUAAAAAUCAUAAAUGUUUUAGAAAUCUCUUAAAAAUGUGUUUAAA